Molecule: messenger RNA, 1133 nt
Organism: Drosophila mojavensis
Lineage: Eukaryota; Metazoa; Arthropoda; Insecta; Diptera; Drosophilidae
Exons: 1
Coding region: 139-1065 (308 amino acids)
Source: RefSeq, a predicted model, not a curated record
AAAUGUUUGCGUUUUGAAUUUCAAUCAACGUCAAUUUUUAUUUCAAGCCUAGAUGUAAAAUAUUUAGGUUUUACAAAUUUUGUUUUUAUUUUUGUUGUUUCUAAAUUAUGUGGUAAUAAAAUUUCAAAGGGCCUAACAAUGCAACCCGUCAGCUCGUCCAAUAGAAUUCCCAUUGGCUUCGACGCUGACGAUUUUCCCGAAUCCAGCAGCAGCAAGCGAAGGCAACGCCGGAAAGAAAAGCACAUCAAACGUUUGGAACACACCAAGCAUUUGUUAUUCACCAAACAUUUCUCCAACUAUCGCCUGCCGGUGGCGGUUGCGUCGACAGAUUUUAAGAUUGUGCAGUUAAGUCGGUAUGAGUCCAUUAUAGAUCGAGACCGCCAUCCCCCACUUUAUGUAAUUCCGGAUCAGAAAUCAGAAUGGGCGCGCCUGAAAAUGAUUUCGUGUCCAUGCCACGGGUGCGAAUGUACAUUAGAUCCGAAUGGUUGGCUCUCUCAUUAUAUAAAUGUGCAUAUGCGCCGACUAGGUGUCCCCUUCGUGGACGUGCCAUUUCCUGUUGAAAAGCAAACCUUGCGUGCCUCUUGCAACCUAAGUUAUCUCGACUAUGAUGUAAACACUCUGCUGAGUGUCUAUGGCUAUCAGCGUUUUGGUCUGAACCCCCUCAAAUGUCCGCGCAAUACAUUGCUGCCAAAGGAAUAUCGCAAGUACUCCCAGCACGGCGUCCUACUGCUCUUUGCUUGCCGUACGCGACAUGCAUUACUUUGGCACCGUAAGCAAAUCGAUGAUGUUGUUGCCAUUUGGGUAGCGACCCCGAUGCAGGGCGUGACCGUAUCGUUACGCUGUGUAGUACAGCCCGCCAAAUCGACACGGUACUAUUCCAAGCGACUGCAAUCGCGUCAAUUGCCGGCAUCUGGUAUAAAGCCAACGCCAUGCCGUGAUUUAAUCAAAACGGACUUCAACGUAGUUGUCAUUAGCUUACAGGAUUUGCGGGAGCUAAUGGCAAAAAGUGAGGGUGAGCAGAUCCUCAAAGUGGAACUGCAUAUUAUGGGCGAGCAGAGAAUUUGACAGAUUCAGUUAGAGCUUAACUUAUUCCAUUUAUACAUUAAUCAAUAAAAUGACCUCUAGGCUAUAAA